AUGAACCCAGAGAAAACAGAGGGCAUUCGAGAGACGGCUAGGAUAGAGCCAAUAUUUAACGCACUUGGGGCUUGCAUGAUAGGGAGGACUCUAUACACGGGAUACAAUAGUGCUUUGGUGGGGACUCACGCGGAAAGUGGCCGAAUAGAGGUCGUGAAGGAGGUGGAGAGCGAAAUCGUGAGAGUAUUCCCGGUUUUUGGGGAUGUCCUCAUCUCCACAGUCACAGGGGACGUCUACAUAUACAGCCCGAAUAGUGGCAUGCUUAGAAGCAUCAUGAAGAAUAGCAUCGUGAGAUGUGCUGAUGCCCAGAGCGGUAUGAUUCUCCUGGGGACUGCGGAGGGCUCUGUUUUUCUCGUGAAUGCAGAGACGGAAGAUGUAAUUUUGCACAAAAAAGUGGACGGGUUUGUUUCUGCUGUGAAGUGCGUGGAAAUGGCGUCUGCUAAAAGGCCGUACAAAGUCGGGAGCCAGAUCCUCGCAGUGGGAGACGCCCUGGGGAGUGUGACUCUUUUCAACCUCCACGGAGACGUUAUAUAUAGGGAGACUUCCUGCCACUCGGGAAGUGUUUCCUUCGUUGGGAGCGUGGGAAACAGGAUUCUAACGGCAGGAGGAGAUGGACUCCUGAUUGAGCACGCGAUAGGAAGUGAUAUGCUCGUGCGAAACCUCCAGGCUCCAAUAGUCGCAGGAUCUGCGCUUGGGGAGGCCCUGAUUUUGGCGAGUCCUGACUCCCUGCUCUUCCUGGACCAGGAGAUGAAACUUACCCGGAGGAAAGCCCUGGAUACUCCCGCAGUGAACGGAAUCCACGUCUUCGGGGAGGAGUGCCUCUUGACAACGGAGGAAAGCGAUCUUUUGAUCUGCUCUUUGGAGGAGGAAUUUGCAGAUAGAAUUUUCGUGGGAAAUAACGACGAAAUAACGGAUAUGCUCGUUAAGGGGAAUAGGCUCAUCGUGGGAACAAAUAGCAGGUUUAUCCGGGCAAUGGAAAUAUCCGCAAUUGCAAAGAGCCCCGACACAGAGGCAAGUAAAUGCGCAUUUUUCGGGCAAAUGUUCGCCUCCCAGAAUGCAGACUGCACUCUCUCCCUGUGCGAUGCUGAUGAAACCCACUUUUUCAGCGGGACUAAAGACGGUUAUAUCACGAAGUACGAGGCUCCUUCCAGCAGUACUUCCCCUGUAAGGCCCAUUCUAGACGCAAAAACAGAGUCUCCCGUUACAGCUCUGUGCCUGCACGCGGGAGUCCUCGUUUCCGGGCACGAGUCCGGGAUCGUCAGUGGAUGGAGGGCGGAAGAUCUUUCUCUCCUCUUCACAGCAUCCGUGGGGGAGACGGAAGUAACGGGAAUCUGCAUUUUCAACGGAAAAAUCCACUGCAGCAGCAAGGCAAAGGAGAUCUCCGCCCUGGACUUCACGGGGAAAGUGUGCAGCAAAUUAUCCGGGCACAGGAAGGGGAUUUGGGCCCUUAGCACGCAUGAGAGCGCAAUGCUCAGUGGAUCCGUCGAUGGAACUGCAAGAUUCUGGAAGUCAGGAGCAAGCACAAUCCUGCAGCAUAAUGCAUCCGUUGUUAAGACCCUCCUCGCAGAGAGAGCACUCACAGCAACUUCAGACGGAGUCCUCAGAAUCUGGAACUUGGCAACGCAUAAGGAACUUGCUGCUAUGAGAAUGACGGAGUUGAAAAAUGAGAGAAUUUGGGCAAUGAGAGCAUUCGCAGAGAGAGAGUACAUUUUGUCCGUUGGCCCCUCCAUUUGCCUCGUCAGAGACAGUACGUGGGAGAUCGAGAGGGAGAAAGAGCAGAAAAAGAAGGAGGAGUACUUGGCAAAACAGAGGGCAAUUUCCUACACGAAGGGGGGAAUGCACGUUCUGGCAGCACUCGAGUACUACAGACUGGACAUGCUCAGGGAGGCAGGAAUUGCUCUCCGGGAGGUUAAGCAGGAAGAUGAUAUCUCAGCACUCGUGGAAGCAGUUUCUGCGGAGAUGGAGAAGUUUGCGAAAGUGGCCAUGCGGUGGGUGCGCUCUCUCUCGCUCUUUGGGGUCGUGCAGAGAGUCCUGAGAGAGCUCCUGAAGAGAGAAGCUGCUUUCCCGCGGAAGGAGGGGGAAGAGAUCUCAAAGACUCUCCACAGGACGUCCGAAAUACUGAAUGGGGCGUACUAG
Nematocida major is the source of this 2136-nucleotide messenger RNA. Its product is annotated as U3 small nucleolar RNA-associated protein 13. Bases 1 to 2136 code for a protein of 711 amino acids. Gene Ontology annotation, cellular component: 90S preribosome; nucleolus. The transcript has a single exon. Gene Ontology annotation, molecular function: protein binding; U3 snoRNA binding. The record is from RefSeq and is a predicted model, not a curated record. Lineage: Eukaryota; Fungi; Microsporidia. Gene Ontology annotation, biological process: endonucleolytic cleavage in 5'-ETS of tricistronic rRNA transcript (SSU-rRNA, 5.8S rRNA, LSU-rRNA); endonucleolytic cleavage to generate mature 5'-end of SSU-rRNA from (SSU-rRNA, 5.8S rRNA, LSU-rRNA).